AUGUACGAAAUAAAAGAAGAAAAAGGUUCAUACCAUCAUUAUAUUCCAAGAUUUAUUCUACGUAACUUUGCUAUUGACAAUUACGAUAGAGUAUUUGUGAAUAAUAAGAAGAUAUUCAAUCAGAACAAAAAAUUUUGGAAGAAAAGAAGAGAAGAACUUCUCCAAACCUAUGAUAGGAUUGUGGAUGAACUGGAAUUCUCAUUAAUUUCAAAAACUUAUGGAUGCAAAAAUAUGUACAAAGAUUUUAAUCAUGAAGACGCUGAGAAUGUGGAAAAAAAACUAGCAAAACUUGAAGGACAAUCAUCAAAAGUGAUCAGAGAUAUUAUUGAGGUAUCUGAAAGAGAAAUCCAUAUCACUUUGCUCAGGAAAGAUCUCGAAGAUCUACGCAAGUUUCUCUUCAUUAUGAACUAUCGAAAUCCUUACCGGCGAAUUCAGUAUACUGAUAAAAUUUUUGAUCCUAUUACCUGGUCAAUGGUAAAAAAUUUCAUGAAGGGACGCAAUUUACAAAGUCCUCUAAAAGUGUGGUUACAGAACGUCCGUGAAAUACUAGAGACCCCACAUGAAGAUGUCAAAGAUAACCCGCGAAUCUUUGGUUUAGAUAGGUCAGAUUACAGAACACGCAUGAUCGACUGUUUUCUCGCAAUUUGGAAAGCUGGCGAAAAUGAUGAAUUUUUAGUGACCAGUAAUUCAUUUGGAAUUUUUGAAGGAAUAAAUUUUGAAAUACACAAAGACAUCGGUUCAUUUAAAUUUGCAUUCCAUUGGUUUUAUGUCAUCUCCCCAAAGAUAAUGUUGGUCCUCUGCCAUUCGGCGUUCCGAAAAGAAAAUGGAUUUGAAUAUUUAUACAAAUUUCUUGGAUUUAAAUAUCAUUCAAUUUUUGAAAAUGUUCCUCAUCUACCGGCAACUGUAAAAUAUGUUGGUCGCAUUGAUUCCUCUCGUGCAGGAUUAAAACCAGAUAAUGCAUUUGACAAUUCAUUUGAUAGGUAUAUAAAUAGUAUAGGUCUUGAGACACAACCAGAUGAUAAAUUUACUUUUCCCUUCGUUAAAGUCAAUUCAGCCACUGUUCAUCUUGUAAAUGCUAUCAUACUAAAUGAGGCUAGAUCAGAUUUGAUUAUAUCAUACGUUUCUCCUUCAUACCUCUACAAAACAAUUGUCAAGUAUCAUAAAAAUCCAAGGUUUAUCAAACAAAAUUUUUCAAGUUUAAAAAAGAAAUUGUUCACAGAAUUAAACAAAACUCACAAGGAAGACUUGAAUUUUCGGAAAAACAUUCCAACCAGAGGCCGUACACGUAUUUGGCAUGAAUGUAGGAUGGUUACAAAAUCUUGA
This is a messenger RNA of Diversispora eburnea, 1323 nucleotides long. NCBI's taxonomy places the organism in Eukaryota, Fungi, Glomeromycota, Glomeromycetes, Diversisporales, Diversisporaceae. The record is from the annotation of a GenBank genome assembly.